Molecule: messenger RNA, 1881 nt
Organism: Aureobasidium musti
Lineage: Eukaryota; Fungi; Ascomycota; Dothideomycetes; Dothideales; Saccotheciaceae
Source: the annotation of a GenBank genome assembly
AUGCAGUCGUUGCGCCAGUAUAAACAACUCAGGCAGGCUGUCCAAAGGCAACUGGAGAGGGACACCGACAAGGCUAAAGCUCUAUCUGCAUAUACACAACAACAUGGACUCCNNGAAAAACGUGAGGAAGCUCAGAACUUUGGCGGGCAACCUUUGGAAGAGAUCGAAACACCCAGCCGCGACGAGGNNGAAGCAAACGAGGAUCAGGAAGCACUCGACGCAAUAGCCGAAGAUGAAAUGGAAGAUUCUUAUCCUCAAGCCGACAACCAGAACGAGCUCAAUAGAAUACACACCAGCAGAAGUCACCACGCAGAUCUAGCCAGGACCAAAAGCGAGAAUGCCGAUCUGGCCAGGAUACCGACACACCGAACGCAUUACUCGGAGAGGACUGCCCUGGGAUACUCAAUGACUGGCAUCAAUGCGCGCUUGAGAGCCACAAACGAGAGUGAAAACGGUCAUGUCUUUGUGGUUGAAUGGGAAGGCCCUCAUGAUCCACUCAAGCCACACAACUGGUCUACAGGCAAGCGCUUGUGGGCGACAAUCGUUGUGUCUCUCGUGGCUGUUGCGGGUACAGCGGCAUCGUCUAUCGAUGCUGCAGUGCUGCCUCAGUAUGCAGAGUACUUCCACAUCAGUGAAGUUGCGGGCUCACUAGCCACUGCAAUGUAUCUGAUCGGUUUCGCAGUCGGUUCACAAUUUGCAGGUCCUUUCUCGGAAACCUUUGGACGAAACAUCAUCUACAUUGUGACAAUGUUCAUUUACAUGCUGUUCUUGCUUGGCUGUGCGCUCGCCCCGAAUUUUGGCGGACACAUUGUCCUCCGAUUCUUCGCAGGAUUGUUUGGAUCAACGCCCUUGACAGUAGCUGGAGGUACUAUCGCUGAUCUCUGGAACCCUCUCGAGAAGACCUUUGGCUUCCCAGUCUAUGCUUUUAUCGGAUUUUCAGGACCUCUAUUUGGACCCGUCAUUGGUUCUUACAUUGGUCCCAGCGGCAUGAGCUGGCGUUGGUGUGAGUGGCUUAUGCUCAUUCUCGGUGGCAUCAUCACCUUCAUCAUCGUCGUUGGCCAGCCAGAGACGUACGGACCGCUGCUACUUUCCUGGAAAGCUCAUCAUCUUCGCGUUGAAACCGGCGACGACCGCUACAGAUCGCCUUUAGAGGUGCGUCGUACUUCCCUCUGGACUCGCCUGAAGAUUGCGCUCUGGAGACCAUUCGCCAUGAUCUGGACCGAGCCCAUCAUCCUGCUUAUGUCGCUCUAUCUCACAGUCCUCUACAUUGUGCUGUUCACAUUUNUCAUCGGCUUCGAGUUCGUCUUCACCGAGACAUAUGGUAUUUCCCAGGGCAUUACGAAUAUUAUCUGGGUGGCCGUCUUUGUUGGAUUUUGGCCUUUGUUUGGUACUCUACCUCUCAUCUACUCCUGGACAGUCAAGGACCUAAAGAAGCAAGAGGCAGCUGGAGUCGAGAAUCCAGCUCCCACACCCGAGUCUCGUCUUUACUUCGCUAUGCUCGGUGGUGCAAUCGCAAUACCAGUCUCUUUGUUCUGGAUGGGCUGGACCGACUAUGCUUCCAUUUCAAUCUGGUCUCCUAUUAUCGCUUCGGCUCUCUUUGGUUAUGGUGUCAUUACCAUCUUCAUCUCGGCUUACAUGUACAUCAUCGACUCUUACGCUAUCUACGCUGCUAGCGCAUUGUCGUUCGUCACUUUCACCCGCUACCUUGCAGCUGGUGGCAUGACUGUCGUUGGCGUCCCGUGGUAUCGCAAUAUGGGCGUUCACUACACACUCACCAUCCUCGCAUGCAUCAGUGCACUCAUGGUACCGGUGCCAUAUGUCUUCUACAUUUAUGGCGCAAGGAUCAGAAGCAAGAGUGCUUAUGCUGUUCACAAAGCUUGA